This is a messenger RNA of Cyclopterus lumpus (lumpfish), 2101 nucleotides long. Its product is annotated as gastrula zinc finger protein XlCGF8.2DB-like. The annotation marks the transcript as partial. The transcript has a single exon. NCBI's taxonomy places the organism in Eukaryota, Metazoa, Chordata, Actinopteri, Perciformes, Cyclopteridae. The record is from RefSeq and is a predicted model, not a curated record.
GAGGACCCAGAGCCCCCCCACAUUAAAGAGGAACAGGAGGAACUCUGGACCAGUCAGGAGGGAGAGCAGCUUCAAGGGCUGGAGGAGGCUGCUCUCAAGUUCUCAUUCACUGUAAAGAGUGAAGAUGAUGAAGAGGAAGCUCAGUCUUCUCAGCUUCAUCAAAGACAAACUGAACACAUGGAAACAGAAGCUGAUGGAGCGGAUUGUGGAGGACCAGAACCAGACAGGAAAUUAGAUCCAGAAAGACAUCCAGGACCAGAUACUGAUGAGACUGAGGACAGAGAUGAUCGGGAGGAGACUGAGGACAGUGCUGAUUGGGAGGAGACUCAGGAACCUCAGUCAGAUGUGAACCCUCAAAACAAAGAAGUACCUGUAAGUGAUGUGAACUGUAGUACUGGAAAUACAUCAAUCAGCUCUCCUGAAUGUGCUGGAAGCUCUGACCACAAGGGACAUCUGGAGAAACCCACUAGCUCCAAAACAGGAGAGAAACCAUUUCAAUGCUCACUUUGUGACAAAAGAUUUGGAUUCAAUAAGACUCUAAAGAGACACAUGUUUGUCCACACAGGAGAGAAACCAUUUAGUUGUUCGGUGUGUAGUAAAACAUUUACACAAAAGGGAAAGCUGAACGCUCACAUGACUGUCCACACAGGAGAGAAACCAUUUAGGUGUUCAGUGUGUAGUAAAACAUUUACACAAAAGGGAAAGCUGAACGCUCACAUGAAUGUCCACACAGGAGAGAAACUAUUUCAAUGCUCACUUUGUGACAAAAGAUUUGGAUUAAGUUUUAUUCUAAAGAGACACAUGACUGUCCACACAGGGGAGAAACCAUUUAGUUGUUCGGUGUGUAGUAAAACAUUUACACAAAAGGGAAAGCUCAACGCUCACAUGACUGUCCACACUGGAGAGAAACCAUUUAGUUGUUCGGUGUGUAGUAAAACAUUUACACAAAAGGGAUACCUGAACACUCACAUGACUGUCCACACAGGAGAGAAACCAUUUAGUUGUUCGGUGUGUAGUAAAACAUUUACACAAAAGGGAAAGCUCAACGCUCACAUGACUGUCCACACAGAAGAGAAACCAUUUAGUUGUUCAGUUUGUGAUGAAACAUUUUCACAUAAGCACAAUCUGAAACAACAUUUAAUUAUCCACACUAGAGAAACUAAUUAGUCGUGGAGUUUCUCAACAAGAUUCUCUUUUCUCGGUUAUUCCAAAAAUUGUAAAUGUAUUUAUGAGAGUCUCUGAAAUAAACAUGGUUAAACACUUAAAAACUGUCAGGCUGAUACAAACUCCAACAUAAAUCUAUUCAGCUGAGAUUAAGCUUCACAUCAAUUUAUAUUCUUUGACGUCAGUUUCUCUGGUAUCGUCUUAUGUUUCAUGUGUUAUGUGUUGUCAUGUAAAUAUGAAUUUAAAUGGUUUUCCAUUGUCAAAGUAUUUCAUGUCCUCUAUGCAGCACUGUGGUUUGAGCUGAAUUCUCAUCGGUGAUGAAACUGAGGAACAUGUGUAACCUUCUUUCUCUUCAGCAACGUUUCUCUUCAGUUUAAACUCAAUACUUCCUUCAUUUAGUUUUACUGUAGAAACUGACAUUUUGUUCCAUAACUGAAGAAUGACUGAAUUGAGACCAGAAUUGUGGUUAAUUGUCUCCAUCCUUCUUUCUUCUUCAACAUCAUCCUCUACUGAUCUCCUCUCUUUGACAUUUAGGGAUUCCUUUGUUUUCAGACGUGAAUAUUUAACCUUUUGUUGACUGAACGUUCUCUCUUUGAUUCUCUAGUGUUGUAACAGCUGUUCAAGUAAUCUGUUGUUGUUUUCUUGGUGGCUCACAAACAUUUGGAAAGUUCAGACAAUGUUUCCACCAAAAUGACUUCAGUUCAUUGUUCCUCUGUAUUUGCCCCAGAGUUUAUCACACCUUUAUCCCUUAUUGUAAUUCAUCUGUAACAUCAAUUACAUUUCUUUCAUACCAGUCUUCCUCAUGUUUCAAUAUUGAUUGUAUUUGCUCCUUUGUUUGUAAACAUACUGCUCUCUUUGCACUGCUGGUCGGAUGCUAACCGACAUUUCGUUGCCUCAGUACCUGUGCAAUGACAAUAAAGUUGAAUCUGAAUCUGAA